Humulus lupulus (European hop) is the source of this 737-nucleotide messenger RNA. RefSeq lists its product as uncharacterized. The transcript has 2 exons. The record is from RefSeq and is a predicted model, not a curated record. Lineage: Eukaryota; Viridiplantae; Streptophyta; Magnoliopsida; Rosales; Cannabaceae. Bases 94 to 420 code for a protein of 108 amino acids.
CUCAGCCACAAAAGCCUGUGUCUAAUAAGCAUCGGGAAGCCCGAUCGAGCCGAAGGCGUAAACCAGCACGGAGAAGACUAACGCAGAAGCUAAAUGAAUGAGACGGCGGCGGAGAUGGCGGGAAAGGAGUACCCAGCCGAAGCUGGUAGUGCCAAAAUUGCGAGUCACUGGUGGUGGGCUGCGGCAAGCGUGGGUCAAUUGGGAUGGGGUAUAGCUUCUGUCAGAAAAGGCUGCGCUGAACAUUCAACCCUCAUGCCCUUGAAGGCUUUCGCCGUCGCCUCCCUCUUCGUUGGCGCCCUCGCCUCCGCCUCCUUUGCUGGCCUUCGCACCGCAGGAAUCCACAAGGUGGAAGACUUGAUCAAAGUUGGUGGAAAUACAAGGACUGGACUUGGCGUUCGUCCAAGAGCAAGAGAUGAAUGACAUUUUUUCUUUUAAUCAUUCACGAAUUUUGUAUACAUGUGAGCACUAUUGGGUAAUUCCAGGUUCAUGAUAGUGGGAAAAAUAAUUACCACCAUGUCUAUCUCACAGUGUUUCAAUAGAUUUAUUACACGUGUCUUUCCGAUUAUAAAUACUCGCUACUCCAGAAUGCAAGUGAGUAACAUUUUAGUAGCUUGUUGGUGUCUGGUGGUGAAUGGACACUUUUUAUACUAUAACUAUUCUCAACUUCAAUAAUGAAGUAACAGGAGAAUUGUAUAUGAAAAGCGUGUGCUUUCAAUUUGCACAAGUUUCUUAAAUUA